Lachancea mirantina is the source of this 825-nucleotide messenger RNA. Lineage: Eukaryota; Fungi; Ascomycota; Saccharomycetes; Saccharomycetales; Saccharomycetaceae. The record is from the annotation of a GenBank genome assembly.
AUGGCUAGCUCUCUACUCACAGCGCAACGUUUGGUACAGCUGGCACCAUUCCAGCAACAGCUUAAAACUAGCUGGUACCUGUGCGCUGCUGCUGCCUUUAGCGUGUGCAAUCAGCCAAAAGAAAUCCCAAAACUGUACCACUUUGCGCUGCUGUCCGAAAGUAGACAGGAGGAGCAAGUCAUGGAAGUGGCCAGGCAAGCAAUUGCAAUCGCUGAAACGGAUCAGGCAUCUAUGCCCCAGCUCUUAGCUCAUUUGUAUCCCUCGGUGACGCCUUUUCAAAAAAUGGUUUCAGAGCAGUUCAGAGAGGCAUUGCUAAAGAGUAGCGUCCUUUGUGGACUUCCAAAAGCCAUCAACUCCUUGGCAGCAUUGAAGGAAGCCACCCCCAAUGAUCUCAAGCCUCAGGUAACCGAGCUUGAUCCAAACGACCCAAAAAACGCUCUAGGCCCUGUAAGGAAGUCUCGCAAACAGUCUCUAGAAUUCUAUAAAGAAGAAGGCUUGGAGCAUUGGAAUCACGUCUACAGCAAGGUUUCCGGUAAAGUGAUGAAUAAUUUGAAUAGCUCUUAUCCAGAUUUAUGGUAUUUUGCUCUUUGCCACGUCUACGGUCCGAUCAUAGCGUUUGAUGAAAUUUUAAAUGCGAGAGAGACGAGUCUACUUAUAAUUGCAUGUCUUGUUCCUCAAGACGUUAAUGCGCAAUUGUGGGGGCACUUGAAGGGUGCGCUUAAUGUGGGAUGCAGCGGCGAGUCUAUUGAAGCAGCUAGGAGUAUGAGCAUUCUGAUUUCAAAAUGGUGCGGGGUCAGAUGGCAAGGCGAAAUUGUAAAACUUUGA